Molecule: messenger RNA, 3516 nt
Organism: Trematosphaeria pertusa
Lineage: Eukaryota; Fungi; Ascomycota; Dothideomycetes; Pleosporales; Trematosphaeriaceae
Exons: 5
Coding region: 59-3037 (992 amino acids)
Biological process (GO): nuclear division
Cellular component (GO): nucleus; cytoplasm
Molecular function (GO): mRNA binding
Source: RefSeq, a predicted model, not a curated record
CUUUCCUUUCCACCAACUCGCCCGCCCGACACCACCCCAGGGCGCCCUCCUCAACACCAUGCAUAAGAUAUCCAACUUCACGGGCUCGGCCCGUCACGGAUGGGAAAAGAUGACACCCUCGGCCGGCUUCUCGUUCUCGAGGUCCAGCCACGAGAUGCCCGUCACAGCUCCCAUCAAGCGUCCGUCGACGGCAACCGCUGCCCCGCCCGUGAUCCCGCCCGGCACCCAGGUCAAUCUGUCCUUCAACGUCCCCUUCUCGUCGAAUCUCGCCGGCCCGGAUGUUGACGACAUCAUGUACGCCAGCCCGGGGGCAAAGGCCCGGUGGGCCCAUCCGGAAGGCACGGCUGAGGGCACGCCCGCCCACAAGCUGCCCGUACACGUCCAGAAUGUCGAGAACCUGCGUGUUCUGUGCCGAGAAGUCAGCGAGCAGACCGACGGCCGCGUUGCCGCGACCGUGGUGUCGGCCGAGUCCAAGCCGCUGCCCGGCCUGCAGCGGGGUCCUCUGCGGGCCCUGGUCACCAACGUCUGCCUGUCCGGCGAGCUGGAGGUUGUGAACCAGAUGCGGUGCAAGAUCCUCAACUCGACGCCCAUCUCACUGCGGUCAUCGUUCGUCGACAUCGACUCAGACCUCAUCAUCGAUCAGGCUACGCAGCACAUCCGGGCGCCGAUUCUCCAGCAGUUUGACCUCAUCGCUAAGACCACGAAAGCUGACCUCUUCGUGCUGAUGCCGAAGCAGCCCGACAUUGAGUCCGCGAGCUUCAACGGAAAUCUCGAGACGGGCACUGACUCGCGGCUCCGCUGUGCCAUCUACGGAGACAUGGAGACAAUGGAGCAUGCGAAGACGCGUGUGCUCAUCAUGAUUGACCAGAUUCUCAAGCGAUACGUGGACACGAUGAAGCUCGAGCUUACCAUGCAUACGUUGAUUUGUGGACGUGGACGCAAAAACAUCAAAUUAAUUGAGUCAGCUACAGGGACUGCCAUCUACUUCCCGCCGCCCUUCCCGCGUCUAUUUGGCUACACUCCGCCAGGCGCUACGCGGAGACCCGAUGAUCUGAUUUACAUCACGGGAGAGAGCUCAGAAUGCAUUCUGCGGGCGAAGCAGCGGCUUCACGAUUUGGUCAUGUCGACCAAGGUCUUCGUCAAGCCCGUCAUGGUGACGGACACGAAGCUCGAUGCCAUCCUGCUCGAACGCCUGGACAAGGUCCGCAAGAUCAUUGAGAACAACGGUUCCUACAUCCUGCUGCCUCCGCUUGGGAUGCAGCGUGGCGUUGUCCGAGUACAGGGCACGGACGUCUUACAUGUCGAGCGGACCGUGCGCGAGUUGAUGGCUCUCGCUGGUCAAUUUUACAGCGCCUCGUGGUUCAUCACCCAUCCUGAUCCUCAGCAGCGCCCGCCCACUUCAAUUGACAUUCGAGCCAUGCUUUCGGAUAUCUGCAUUAACUCCGGCGCAGAGAUCAGCUUCGAGAAGCUCAACUUCCACAUAUACGGGUCGGAUGACGCCGUCAAAGCCGCGAUGAUGGUCAUCAACAAUAUACCGUUCGUGAAGAAAUCCCAGUACAACAUGAGCGUCAAGAUCGAGCUCGCCAACGAACACAAAGAGUUCGUCAGCGGUAAGAAGAACGGCAAGAUCAACAAGAUCAUGAGCCACAGCAGUGUGCAGAUUGUCUUCGACGGCUUCAACGAGUAUAACUUCUACAUUGUCGUCCGCGGCGCCCAGUAUGAAGCCACCAAGAGCGGCCUUGACCUCGUCGAGCAAGAGAUGCCUGCCGCUAUCUCAUUCCAUGUCCCUGAUCAAUAUCAUAAGCGCAUCAUCGGCAUUGGCGGCCAACACAUCCAGCGCAUCAUGAAGAAGUACUCCGUCUUUGUCAAGUUCUCCAAUGCGAUGGACCGCGGCGGUUUUGGCAAGGAAGAAGAUGACAUUAAGGUCGAUAAUGUCAUCUGCCGCACACCUGCGCGCAACGCCCAGAACUUGGAUCUCGUCAAGCAGGAGAUCAUGGACAUGGUCGAGAAAGCCGAUGCUGAGUUUGUCUCCGAGACAAUUAACAUCAACCGCCUGUACCACCGCGAGCUUCUUGCUCGCUUGGAUAAGAUUGAGGAGCUGGAGAAGAAGUUCAACUGCAAGAUUACCUUCCCAAGCACCGAAGAAGCGAGUGAUAUCGUCACUGUCUCUGGCCCUGAGUACCAGGUGCCUUUGGCAGUCGAUGAAUUCUUGGGUAUGGUUCCAGAAGCCCACGAUCUUGCAUUCCCUGUCUCUGCUGAGCUUGGCGAACACAUGCGUUCUCCUGAAUUUAAGACUGACAUCCUGGACAAGCUCAGGGAUCAGUAUGUUGUCGAAGCGCAUUUGAAGGAGCCGCAGACAGAGACAGUCGAUGGUAAGGAGACGCAGAUUGAAACUAUCCAUCUCAGCUUCACGAGGAACAACGCUGGCGGUCUGAAAGACGCCUUGGAUUUCUUGAUCAACCAUCUGGUCAUGCAUGGUUUGGAUACCAGCACCAUUCGCGGCGCCCUUCCCCGCCCCAAGUCUGAUUCCUUCGAAGACUCUCUACCGUUCUUCGAGUCUAAGCUCCUUCAACGAGCUGAGCCACCCGUCGACAGCACCGACUCCCCGACGCGCUCACACUUCGGCGAUGAUGAACGCCCCGGAAUGCUCGAUCGGCUCCGUAAGCCAGGAAGCAUGUCUUCCUUCACAUCCCUCUUUAAUGGAAGGAGGAAUGGCACAAACUCCCCAGGAUCUCUCUUCAAGCAUGCCUCUAGCAAUGCUUCGAAAGCAUCCCUUGCCAGCUUGGAGUCCCAGGGAAGCGGCUACCGCAACCCUUGGAACGACAGCGGCAUCAACCUCGCGGACGACGAGCACCACAACAACGGUUGGCCCAUGCCGACCCCGCGAUUUGAAAGCAAGUUUCCUUUUGGUUCUACUUCAGCGGCGCCUGGAGAUGUCACUCCCAGGUAUGACCCGCGGGCUUCCGUUGACAGCGGUCGUCCCUCCACUUCCCAUUCUGCAUCUGGAUACCCGGCCCCUAUUGGGCCUCCUCGUUAAACACUGUUUCCGACUUACACCGGCUUUAUGACGAACAAAUACCCCGGCUCCGGUUUACCUAUGCGACGAUAUCGACCAAAAGAAUUAUACCCCAUAUGGCGAAUUACAAAAGCCUUCGGUUGGUUGCUUUGCGUUUACUGUAUCUCUCUGUUCUCUUGUUUCGGUCUCGGUUAUUGGUUUCUGACUUGCUUUGGCGUUUUCGGACGCGAGAUGAUUCCCCCGGCGCAAAAAGAAUAUACCAAUUUGCUGCUUUGUGGAUUUGCGCGCUUGUUUUGAAUUAGUGGGCGUUGGACGCGGUGUGCAAGACGAUACCCCGGAUCCGUGGUGAGACGGAUUUUGGCGGCCUCUGGAUGUGAUGGAUGGUGUAUGGCAAUGAAAACCCGGGCAACGAGGUGUAAGGCUGGCUAGGUUGUCUCUCCUCUCCUAUCUCACUGGUGAUGACUAUCAUCAUCACGACGAGAUGAAACGCACGAACGACC